Brugia pahangi is the source of this 1905-nucleotide messenger RNA. The record is from the annotation of a GenBank genome assembly. Lineage: Eukaryota; Metazoa; Nematoda; Chromadorea; Rhabditida; Onchocercidae.
AUGCCGUUUGCACCAAUAAAGGAUGGCGAAUUUACGAGUACAAUUUAUGGAAUGAUUAAAGAACGUCGAUAUGAAAAUGCAAUUCGAUCAUUGCAGUAUGAAUUGCAACGAACGCCAAAUAGUAGAGCAGCAUUAUCAUUACUUGGCUAUUGCUAUUUCUAUUUACAACAAUUUAUUGAAGCAGCAGAAUGCUAUGAGCAACUUGUCCGGUUACAUUCAUCUUAUCCGGAAUAUAGACUUUAUUGGGCUCAAUCACUCUACAAUGCUUUUUUGUUUCCGGAAGCUAGUGCUGUUAUUUCACAAAUUGAUGAGCCACAAUUUGCUCAACAAGUGUUAAAAUUAGAAUCAGCAAUUAAAUAUCGUGAGGAAGAUAUAAUAAAUGCUCGAAUACUUGUUGAAAAAUAUGCAAUGGAUGAUCCAGAUGGUGAUAUCAAUUUAGCAUGUCUUGAAUAUAAGCCAUGUUUAGCUUAUUCAAUAGCAUUAUGCCAUUAUCAAAUGCAUAAUUAUUCACAGGCAUUAAAAUUUAUUGCUGAUAUUAUUGAUCAAGGUGUGCAAAAUCAUCCAGAAUUAUCAAUUGGUAUGGCAACGGAAGGUAUGGAAGUGAGUUCAGUUGGUAAUACACGUCUUUUACGUGAAACAUCAUUGGUUGAAGCGUGUAAUUUAAAAGCAGCAAUUGAAUAUAACCUAAAAAAUUUAUCAGCAGCUUCUGAAGCAUUAACAGAUAUGCCACCAAGACUGGAAGAGGAACUUGAUCCGGUCACUUUACAUAAUCAAGCUUUAAUUAAUAUGGAUAGUAAUCCAUCUGAUGGUUUUGCAAAAUUACAGUAUCUUUUGAGUCAAAAUCCAUUUCCACCGGAGACAUUCAGUAAUUUACUUCUUCUCUACUGCAAAUAUGAGUAUUACGAUUUAGCAGCUGAUGUAUUGGCUGAAAAUGCUCAUUUGACGUAUAAAUAUCUUACGCAAUAUUUGUAUGAUUAUAUUGAUGCGCUAAUUACCCAACAGACAGCGCCAAUGGAUGCAUACAACAAAUUUGAAGCAAUUAGUAACGAACAAAUUAAUGAAUUGCGUAGAUUGACGAAACGUAUGAAUGAAAUUCGUGAUGGAAAUGAUGAAUUGAUUAUUCAAAAAACUGCUAAAGCAUAUGAUGAUACAAUGGCUAGAUAUAUGCCAGUGUUAAUGUCGCAAGCUAAAAUUUACUGGGAUAUGAAUAAUUACUCGCAAGUGGAAAAAAUUUUUCGAAAAUCAGUGGAAUUUUGCAGUGAAAAUGAUAUAUGGAAAUUAAAUGUUGCCCAUACUUUAUUCAUGCAGGUAUCAAGAAGCAAUAAAUUUAAGGAAGCAGCGGGAUUUUAUGAGCCAAAUGUUAAAAAGAAUUUUGACAAUAUGCUUAGUAUAACAGCGAUAAUUUUGGCAAAUCUUAGUGUCUGUUACAUUAUGACUAAUCAAAAUGAAGAGGCUGAAGAAUUGAUGAAAAAAGUUGAAAAUGAAGAAGAAGAAGCAAGUGCAGCAAAUUUAAAUAAAACAAAAUUCUUCCAUUUAUGUAUUAUAAAUCUUGUUAUUGGUACACUUUAUUGUUCAAAAGGUAAUUAUGAAUUUGGUAUUUCACGAGUAAUUAAAGCAAUGGAACCAUAUGAUAAGAAACUUGGCACUGAUACAUGGUUUUACUGUAAACGUUGUAUGAUUUCAUUAAUUGAGAAUUUAGCAAAACAUAUUAUUAGCAUAAGAGAUUCAGUGUUACAAGAAUGUCUUCAAUUUCUUGAACAAUGUGAAAUUUAUGGAAAAGAUAUACCAACAAUAGUAGCUGAUGCAUUAACACUUAAUGAAUUGGAAAAUGAAAAUGCAAAAAAUACAGUAACUUAUGAAGCUCGAUUAUUACGAGCAUUGUUAUUAGAAGUAAUAAAUAAUUGA